CCCUAGUUUCACAGUUGUUAUCGAUAAGCCAAAACUGUAAGAAAAACGUGCGGUGUCGAAUUAAAUUUUGCUAGGAUUUUUUAAGUGAGCAAAAGGUUCACCCAUUUAUCAAUUGUCAACGAAAAACUACAACUGGUACAAAGAAAAAAAAAGCAGCCAGCGAUCGCCAACACAGUUCCGCCCCCCCUCGAAAAAUCAAAAACAAAAAAACACAACGAAUCAAACAAGAAGCGGUUCAUCAGGAAUUCUAUUUGGAAUCGGAAAGCGUUCAGCUUCAAGAGAAACAGAAACAUGUCCGUGAUUGGCAUCGAUUUUGGCAACGAAGGCUGCUAUGUGGCGGCAGCCAGGUCCGGCGGCAUUGAGACGCUGGCCAAUGACUACAGUCUUCGGGCCACGCCCUCUUUUGUGGCCUUUGAUGGAAAGAAGCGCAUCAUUGGCGUGGCGGCCAAAAACCAACAGGUGACCAACAUGAAAAACACAGUCGGCGGAUUCAAGCGCCUGCUCGGACGCAAAUUCAAUGAUCCGCACGUGCAACACGAACUCACGAGCAUUCCAGCGCGCGUGGAGGCGCGCAGCGACGGCAGCAUCGGCAUCAAGGUCAACUAUCUGGGGGAGGAUCAGCAUUUCGGGCCGGAACAGCUGACAGCGAUGCUGUUCACCAAGCUGAAGGAGACCUCGGCCGCCGCCAUGCAGACCCAGGUGAAUGACUGUGUCAUCGCCUGUCCGGUGUUCUUCACCAAUGCGGAGCGACGAGCUCUCCUGGAUGCCGCCCAAAUCGCCGGCCUCAAUGUGCUCCGGCUGAUGAACGAGACGACAGCGACAGCACUGGCCUAUGGUUUCUACAAGAACGACCUGUUCGAGGACAAGCCACGCAACGUGGUCUUCAUUGAUUUUGGGCAUUCGGCACUGCAGGUCAGUGCCUGCUCCUUCACCAAGGGCAAACUGAAAAUGCUGGCCAGCACCUGGGAUCAGAUUGGUGGUCGGGACUUUGAUCUGGCCCUGGCCGAGCACUUCACCAAGGAGUUCCAGGAUCGUUACAAGAUCAAUGCCAAGACCAAUGCUCGCGCCAAUCUGCGCCUCCUCACCGAGAUCGAGAAGCUGAAGAAGCAGAUGUCCGCCAAUAGCACCAAACUGCCGCUAAAUAUUGAAUGCUUCUUGGACGAUGUCGACGUCUCUUCGGCCAUGCAGCGCUCCCAGAUGGAGGAGCUGUGCGCCCCCGUCCUGCAGCGCGUCGAGCAGACCUUCAAGCGGCUCCUAGCCGAGUCCAAGCUGCAGCUGGACGACAUCAACUCGGUGGAGAUUGUGGGCGGCAGCUCUCGCAUUCCAGCAGUCAAGCAGCUUAUCGAGCAGGUCUUCAACAAGCCGGCUAGCACCACUCUGAACCAAGACGAGGCUGUGUCCCGUGGCGCUGCCCUCCAGUGCGCCAUCAUGUCGCCGGCUGUGCGUGUCCGCGAGUUUGGUGUCACCGACAUCCAAAACUAUGCCGUUAAGGUGAUGUGGGAUGGCGAGGGCUCUGCCGCUCCCGGAGAGAUUGAGAUCUUCCCCCAGUUCCAUGCCUCGCCCUUCAGCCGACUGCUGACCAUCAACCGCAAGGGGCCGUUCAACGUUUCGAUCGUUUAUGGACAGCAGGUGCCAUAUCCCGAUCAGACGAUUGGCGUCUGGAAGAUCAAGGAUGUGAAGCCGACCGAACGCGGCGAGGGUCAGGACGUCAAGCUGAAGGUUCGCAUCAACAACAAUGGCAUCGUGCUGAUCUCCUCGGCCACUCUGGUGGAGAAGAAGGAGGCUGAUGAGGCUGCAGCUGCUGCCGAGCAGGCUGGUGGCGAGGAGAAGCCCAACGAGCAGGCUGGAGGGGCCAACAAUGGCGGUGAGCCGACCGAUGGCCAGCAGGAGGCAUAUUGUGAGAAUGAGGAUGAUAAUAAUGCAUCAACAGCCUCAUCGCCUGGCGGACAAGGGUGGGCACAGCGGGUCAAGGGCUGGUUUGGUUCGGGCGCUGACAAGAAGAAGAAGAGCGCCAAGGCCACUGAACUGCCACUGGAGGUGGCCACCCAUGGCUUCAGUCCUGCCGAUCUGGGCAACUACACACAGCAGGAGGCGAAAAUGAUUGGAAACGAUCAGAAGGAGACCGAACGCAUCGACGCCAAAAAUGCCUUGGAGGAGUUUGUCUAUGACAUGCGCAACAAAUUACAGGGUGGUCCCUUGGAACGAUUUGUGGUGGAGCCUGAUCGUGAGGCCAUUGUCUCCCAGCUGAAUGAUCUCGAGAACUGGCUGUACGAGGACGGUGAGGACUGCGAGCGUGAGACUUAUACCAAUCGCCUGCAGGCGUUACACCAAAAGACCGAUCCCAUCAAGGUGCGAGCCAACGACUAUGACCUUUGCCCGGCUGUGUUUGAUGAGCUGAAGGCCAGCAUUGCCAACGCUCGUCUAGCUGUGGCCGAGUUCCGCAAGGGCGUGCCCAAGUACGAUCACCUCACGGAGACGGAGUUCAUCAACAUUGCCGAGACGGCGGAUAAGGCACAGAAGUGGCUGGACACUAACCUGGCCAAGUUCACCCAGUCGCCGCGCACCGUCGACAGUCCGGUCCAGGUUUCGGCAGUACGCCACGAAGUCCAGGCUCUUAACGUCUGUGUUAGCUCGGUGAUCAAUCGUGCGAAACCGAAGCCGGCUCCGGCCAAGACGGCGACGCCGCCCAAGGACUCUGAAGCGAAUGCGGAACAGAAUGGCGGUGAGCCAACUGCCAAUGCCGGCGAUAAAAUGGACGUGGACAACAAUGCCCAGAACGCCGCCUCCAGCGACCCAAACAUGGACGUCGAGUGAGCUGAUUGAGCAGCUGGCUUCACGGCAUUCAACGGUAUUGGCUAACGAUAAUGAUAAUGAUAAACGUAAUGAUAAUAAUAACGAUAACUUUAACGGUAAACAUAUAUGAAAGAACAUUUGUAUAUGCACUUGCUUCAGGACUAGCAGAAAAUAAAUGAGAAAAAUCCAACAGAA
Drosophila bipectinata is the source of this 2988-nucleotide messenger RNA. RefSeq names its product heat shock protein 70Cb (gene Hsp110). The record is from RefSeq and is a predicted model, not a curated record. Gene Ontology annotation, cellular component: cytosol; nucleus. Gene Ontology annotation, molecular function: ATP binding; ATP-dependent protein folding chaperone. NCBI's taxonomy places the organism in Eukaryota, Metazoa, Arthropoda, Insecta, Diptera, Drosophilidae. Gene Ontology annotation, biological process: protein folding.